Molecule: messenger RNA, 831 nt
Organism: Aspergillus candidus
Lineage: Eukaryota; Fungi; Ascomycota; Eurotiomycetes; Eurotiales; Aspergillaceae
Product: histone H2A.Z-specific chaperone CHZ1
Exons: 3
Coding region: 219-593 (124 amino acids)
Source: RefSeq, a predicted model, not a curated record
CAGAGGGAAGUCACGAGUGAUUCUUCUUCUCCCCUUGCGACGCAUCUCUCAGUCACUGAGCAACUACCUACUUUCCCUCCACUCUAACAAGUCCUCUUCUUGACCUUGAUCGUAUCUGAAAGCAGCCUCUGGAUUCUUGCUGCAAGUGACUUUAUAUUCUGCUCCCUUCCACCAGUUUCUACCCUGAUCUACUCGCUCUCAAUUCCCGCCACUACACAAUGGGUGACAACAACAUGGGCGCGACCCUGGGCGACCAACCCUCUGGCAAUGCCCCUGGUGCACUUGACAAGGGCAAGGGCAAGUCCGUCGAGGACCCCACCUCCCAUGAAAUGAGCGUCGAUGAGGACGACAGCGAGAGCGAACCCGAGGCCGAAGAAAUUGUUGAAGAUGAAGACGAAGAUGACGGAGGCAACCUCGAGCCCAUCUCCUCUGAGAAUAUCAUCAGCGGAGGCCGACGGACGCGCGGAAAGACCAUUGAUUUCCAGGAAGCGGCCGAGAAGCUCAAGGCGGACGAGAUGAGCGAUGAUGACGACGACGACGAGGACUUCGUCGCUAACGACGACAAUGACGAUGGAAACAAGAUGCGCGAUUAAAUGCGGCAACUUUACGAAACUAUCAAGGACAUGACUUGGGAAUGGGGAAUGCGAAGGGAAAACUGAAUGGCCGGCGCAGGGUUUCUUAGGGGGUCUUUUAUUGUUCCAGACCGAUCUUACUUUCCUCCGAUUGAAAUCUCACCGGACAGCAUGAGGCUAUGAAUGCAUAAUGAUUAAUUCGCCCUUUUUUUUUCUUCUAAUUGGUGUGAUUGAUCGUCUUUAGUAGUUGGCACUGUUG